Lacerta agilis (Sand lizard) is the source of this 2694-nucleotide messenger RNA. RefSeq names its product glutamate decarboxylase like 1 (gene GADL1). The record is from RefSeq and is a predicted model, not a curated record. Gene Ontology annotation, molecular function: pyridoxal phosphate binding; carboxy-lyase activity. Bases 136 to 1662 code for a protein of 508 amino acids. The transcript has 15 exons. Gene Ontology annotation, cellular component: cytoplasm. NCBI's taxonomy places the organism in Eukaryota, Metazoa, Chordata, Lepidosauria, Squamata, Lacertidae. Gene Ontology annotation, biological process: carboxylic acid metabolic process.
AGACAAUUGCUGUUUCUCAAAGCAGCUCGUAUCAAUAAAGAGAGAGAGAGAGACAAAGAGAUAGAAUUCUGCCACCAGGCUUGCAAACUAAAAAAAAAUGACGAGACACACAAGGAAAGGGGAGUAACAGCUAAAAUGAAUAACCAGCGGGAAGCACUGCAGAGAAAGAAGAACGCAAUCUUAGUGGAUGGCGUAAUUUUAAACGGCCCAGUGGCAGAUACAAAAGCAGGAGAGAAAUUCGUGGAAGAGGCCAGCAAGAUCAUAAUGGAGGAAGUGAUAAAGAAAGCGGCGGAUGUCACAGAAAAGGUGUGUGAGUGGCACCCUCCUGAAAAGCUGAAAACAUUGCUUGAUUUGGAAUUGAAAGACACUGGAGAGACCCAUCAGAGACUCCUGCAGUUUUGCCAGGAUAUUAUACGUUUCAGUGUCAAAACCAAUCACCCAAGAUUUUUUAAUCAGUUGUACGCUGGUAUUGAUUAUUACUCUUUAGCAGCGCGUUUCAUUACUGAAGCAUUAAACCCAAGUGUAUACACCUAUGAAGUGUCCCCAGUGUUUCUGUUAGUGGAAGAAGCAGUCCUAAAGAAAAUGAUUGAAUUCAUUGGGUGGGAAGAAGGUGACGGUAUAUUUAAUCCAGGCGGCUCUGUUUCUAAUAUGUAUGCCAUGAACUUAGCAAGAUACAGAUACUGCCCUGACAUAAAGGAAAGUGGCCUUUCCGGGAUGCCCCGACUGGUGGUAUUUACGUCAGAAGAGUGUCAUUAUUCCGUGAAGAAGGCAGCAUCGUUCUUGGGGAUCGGCACACAAAACGUUUACUUCGUCAAAAGUGACGAAAGAGGUAAGAUGAUACCUGAGGAACUGGAGAAACAAGUGCAGCGGGCAAGGAAAGAGGGUUCAGCACCAUUUUUUGUCAGUGCUACAGCAGGCACUACAGUUCUGGGAGCAUUUGAUCCUCUGGAUGAAAUUGCCGACAUCUGCGAGAAACAUGACCUUUGGCUGCACGUUGAUGCAUCGUGGGGAGGCUCAGCUUUGCUGUCGAGGAAGCACCGCAAACUUCUGCAAGGCAUCCACAGGGCCAAUUCGGUGGCAUGGAAUCCUCAUAAGAUGCUAAUGGCAGGGAUCCAGUGUUGUGCCCUUCUGGUGAAAGACAGUUCUGACUUGCUCAAGCGAUGCUACUCUGCCAAUGCGUCCUACCUGUUCCAGCAAGACAAGUUCUAUGACGUCAGCUACGACACAGGUGACAAAUCGAUCCAGUGUAGCAGAAGAGCAGAUGCGUUCAAGUUCUGGAUGACCUGGAAGGCCCUGGGCACAACUGGCCUGGAGGAGAGAGUAAACAGGGCCCUUGCGUUAGCCAGAUACCUAGUGGAUGAAAUUAAGAAGAGAGAAGGAUUCCAGCUGCUGUUGGAGCCGGAGUAUGCAAAUAUUUGCUUCUGGUACAUUCCACCUAGUCUGAGAAACAUGGAAAAAGGGCAGGAGUUCUGGGAGAAGCUCAAUCAUGUUGCACCCAUCAUUAAAGAGAGAUUGAUGAAGAAAGGCAGCAUGAUGUUGGGGUACCAGCCGCAUCGUGGCAAAGUCAACUUCUUCCGCCAAGUCAUUAUCAGCCCCCAGGUGAGCCGAGAGGACAUGGACUUCCUGCUUGAUGAGAUUGACUCACUAGGCAAAGACUUGUAGUUGAUGCGUCACAGCGCUAGGCUUUCCUUAGUUGUGCAGAGUUUACAGCAUUGUCGCCCAACCUGCAGCCUUCCAAAUGUUGCUGGACUACAACUCCCAUCAUCUGCGACCAUCGGCCAUGCUGACCGGGGCUGGUGAGAGAUAGGGUCUGACAAUAUCUGGAAGGCCAAAGGUUAGCCACCCCCAUACCCAGUUUUCUGGGAGUAAGCCUCCUUGAACUCUAUGGGACUGACCUUUAAGUAGACAUGUCUAGGGUUGUACUGUAAGAAUGUUUGAGACAUGAUGGUAUUAGACUAUGUAAUCCAUAGAUAAGUGCCCAGCUGGCUGAAGCCACUGCCAGGAACUCCUGGAGAAGUGGCAGUCAUUCUUUGUAGCCUUGCUUGUAAUAAAGAGACACUGCUUUUCAAAACAGGAAAUUAGUGUCUAACGUUGAUAUGUCAUUGGCUGAUAACUGAAUGCUAAAAUGGGCCUCAUUAACCACUAACAUAUAUUGUUAUAAAUUAAUUAAAGUGAAUGGAGUUAAGCCAUCACUGUGGUAGGGCCAGGUUUAGAUCAGUGGGUAUUAAGUAAAAAAUUACCUUUAUAUGCAUUGUGAAGAUUAGACAUUCAGGAUUGGUGGGCUCUACUUAUGCAAGAGGUGGUUUUUUUCUUACUAACUAGUAAAUUAAGUGUUGUGCACUCAUUAUCAUCCACCAUUUUUUCCUGGAAACAUCCAAAAUGUUAUAUACAAAAUACUGGGUUGGGGGAAGACUAAGUCAAUUCUACUUAGGUACCAUUAAAAUCAAGGGGAAAGUGGGUGAUGAUUUCAAUGGGAUCCAAGUUCAUAAAGUGUGAUUCAGUCUGAAUCCAUCCUAUUGUAAUUUGCACAUCAUCCUUUUCUGUUUUUAUCUUGGGGCGGAGAGAUUGUACACAGUUUCUAAGACAGUUUGUAUUAAAUUUCUAUUGCUAAAACAUCAGCAAGGUAUUUCUUAAGCAUUUUAGAGGCCUAUUGAAGUUAAAUAAAUUCCACAUGUGUAUGUGUGUGUGUAUAUA